Molecule: messenger RNA, 8816 nt
Organism: Pangasianodon hypophthalmus (striped catfish)
Lineage: Eukaryota; Metazoa; Chordata; Actinopteri; Siluriformes; Pangasiidae
Gene: ttc9b
Product: tetratricopeptide repeat domain 9B
Exons: 3
Coding region: 5436-6101 (221 amino acids)
Molecular function (GO): protein binding
Source: RefSeq, a predicted model, not a curated record
AGUAGACCUUUGUUACACUGUACAGGUUUAAAAGGGGAAAAGAAAUAUGAUGGCUUAUUUUGUAAACUGAUUGUAUUUGCAGUUGAUUGACCAUAAAAUGGGGAAGCAAAAAAAAAAAAAACACUGUUUUACUCCCUUUCUUUGAGUCUCUCUCAUUUAUAACGUAGUUGAUUUUUUUAAAUAGGCCUGGUGGACUUCUCUAGCUGCUGUCAGGCACCAUAUCAACUAUUAGACACAUUUAUAAAUCAGUUCAUUAAUAGAGACCUGUGAGUUAACUUGAAGUGGGAAGUUCUAUUGUUAUAGAAAAUGCAAUCAAAGUCAGCAAUGUAAUAGCACCAUGUUAUAAAUACACACUAUAUGGUGUGGUAUAUAAGUAUACACUAUAUGGCCAAAUGUUUGUGGACAAAUGACCAUCGGAUUCAAAUGUGCUUUUUGAACAUCUCAUUCCAGAUUGAAUGAGUUGAGGUCUGAGUUGUGCCAACACUUUGCACAUUAAAUACACCGAAGACAUUUGGAUUUGAGAUCAAACUAUGAGUAUGAGACAAGAGAUCAGAAUUUCAGCUUUAUUUUCCUAAUAAUUAUUUCUAGAUGUGUUAAACAACUUGAACAUGGCACCUUUUGUUUGAACCCACCCAUUUUUCAAGUGAUCAGAAAUAUUGGAAUGUGACUUACAGGUGUUGCCCAGGUGUGCCCUGUUAGAUUGAUUGAUUAAAAAUUAAUAACUCUGAAAGUCUACUCUUGGUUUGAGCCCUGUGUUUCACCUGUGAAGACUGUGUUUCUUGUUAAAAAGGAUAAACAAACAUGAAGACCAGAGAGCUGUCUAUGGGAGAAAGGCAAGCCAGUUUGAAGCUGAGAAAAGAGGGAAAAUCAGUCAGAGCCAUUGCACAGGCAUUGGGAUUAGGCAAUACAACAAUUUGGAAUGUCCUGAAAAAGAAGGAAACCACUGGUGUACUAACAACCAGACAUGGAACAGGUCGGCCAAGGAAAAGAGCAGCAGUUGAUGACAAACACUGUGAGAGCUAUGAAGAAAAAACAGAAAAGCAGAAAUAUAGAGGAAAUACCACAAGAUGCAAACCACUCAUGAGCAGUAAGAACCAGAAGGGCAGACUGGAAUUCACAAAGUACUACAGAGAGGAGUGACAACAGUUAAAAUUAUUCUCUAUGAAUGUGUUAGAAAGGCCAACGUGUGCAGAAAGAAAGGAUCUGCUCAUGAUCCAAAACAUACGAGCUCAUCGGUCAAGCAUGGGCUUACUAAUCUUUAUUGAUGAUGUAAGUCUGUAACUGAUAACUGAUGAGAUAACUGAUCAGCAAAAUGAAUUCCGAAGUCUGCAGAAAUAUUCUGUCUGCCAAUUUACAGAGAAAUGCAGCUAAUCUAAUUGGGAGGAACUUCAUCAUGCUGCAAGACAAUGACCCAAAACACACUGCUAACCCAACAAAGGACUUCAUCAGGGGAAAGAAGUGGAAGGUUUUAGACUGGCCAAAUCAAUCACUAGAACGUAACACAGUUGAGCAUGCAUUUUACCUCCUGUAGAGGACACUGAAGGCACAAGCCUGGAAAAGCAUCACAACAGAAGAAUGCAACAGUUUGAUGUCAGUGGGUCGCCGGCUUGAUAUAGUUAUUGCAAGCAAGGGAUAUGCAACCAAAUAUUAAGUGUUAUUUACUUUAAGACUAUCAGCCAUAAGUUGUUUAACACAUCUAGAUGUAAAUUUCAGGAAAUGAAAGCUGAAAUUCCCAUCUGUGGUCUCACAUUCAUCUUUUGAUUUCAAAUCCAAAUGUCUUCAGUGUAUAGCAGAAACAAUUGAAUUGCCAUUGCCUUGCCCUUCCAGUACUUUCAGAGGGGACUGUAUGGGUGUGAUGGUCAGGUGUCCACAUACUUUUGGCCAUAUAGUGUAUCUCAGAUCUGAUUUGGUGGACUGGAUUGAAAUAUAUUUUAAACACAGCUUGGAUGAACGUACACCUGUAAUUUCACGUGGAUAAUCUUUUAUUUGGACUUAAUUCUUAUACUCAAGACCAAAAUGACAAGGUUUACACACGAUCUACAUUUAUAUUAUUUAUAUUCUACAGGGUGUCCCAAAAGUCUCCAUAUGUAGGGGAAAUUAACACUUUUUAGCAAAAUGUAAAAACAUCCGCUACGUGAUUGCCAUUUCUUUGUAAACACACACAGAGUCGUCUUUCCCACUCAUGAUGAACUCGUGUUAACACAUCUGGUGUCCUGCAUGUAAUUGCAUGUCCAUCGCAAUCUUGCGCCAGCUUCCCGAUCGCGCCGUGAAAAUGAUUUCAAUAUGUUCUUCUUUUUUCAAAGGCAUUCUUAAACGAUACCUGAAAAAUAUUAUAUAAAUAUAUAAGUAUGAAAUAUUUUGGAAGACAUUUUGCUAAAACAUGGUAAUUUCCCCUAUGUAUGGAGACUUUUGGGACACUGUAUAUUGGUAAUCCAUAUAAUCUCUGUUCAGAUGGGUUGCUUUAAUGCUAGAAAGAAAAAAAAUUGUGAAAGCCGUUUCAGUUUUGGUUGCAGUUGCUUGUGACAAAUCAGGUCUCGUGGGGGUCCCCUGUAUAUGAUUGUGCCAAACAUACAAACUGAACAACAACCAUCUGAGCAUGUGCAGUCCAAACAUUCUUCCUCUAAUAACUCUACUGAAUUGAAUAUUGAACUAAACUUAUUCAACAUUGAAAGUUUUUGAGCAUGUUAAUUUAUACUACAUGGCAGUCUAUGAUCGUCCAAUCUGAAAUUACUUUAACAGUAUAGAUGAUGACAUCACAAAAUAAACCACUAUAUUUCAUCCCUUGAAAUGUGUACCCCUAACAUAAAGUUCAUUCUUAGCCCCUUGCUACCAUUCGGUACCACUGAUACCUUAGAGCCUUCAUUUUAUUUUUUUAUUAAAGCAUCACCAUUAAGAACACAAACAAAUGCGUCCUUUCCAAUGUCUGAAGAUACAUCACUGAAAGUAAGUCUAAGAAAUUUGAUAACAUUUCCGAGGUCCUGCUGUGAGCUCUAUUUUUAAUCAUAUUAGCACUUUUAUCGUGUUGUAGUAAUACUUCUGAAAAGCUUGAUGAUUACUGAUUCAACAAUCAAUCUAUAAGAAACUAUAAAGAGUAUUUAAUUAUAUGGAAGCCUUACCGGAAAAUAAUACUUUCCGGCUUUUACCUGAUUACAAAAACCCUCAAAUAUGGUUUAGGGCAGUGAUUGGACAGUGAUUGCAUUUCAGUGUGGCAUGGCUUUAACACACUGAUAAAAGUGAAAUGCAAUGCAACAGGGAAUUACGUUUCUGACAUAAGUUCUUAAAAAAAAAAAAAACUAAUUCCUGCUGAAGGGAUCAAGCUACAUAAGAGCAACGCAACAAAGGUUUUGCUUUCCAAUGUGGUACAUUCUCUAGGUGUCUCUAAUGAAAGGCUCUACAGUUUAUGUGUUGUCUGGCACAGAAUAUUCUCCAUACUAAAGUACAUAGCAUUUAAAAUAAACUUAAAUAGAUAGAAUGAUCUUCUAAAUCUGGUCCAAAAAGUCCAGGAUCUCCAUUGGGGUUUAAUCCAACCACAAUAACUUAAAAACACGUCGCCUGUAAAUAAUGUCAACUUGGACAUAAUGUGUCCUCUCUGUGGAAAGUUCAGGAAUAAAACACUCUGUGACUCCAAUAAAUAGCCAGAAUAUUAUUGAACACAUUUAAAUUAUGAGCAGAAUAAUUGGAUUAUGUUCAUAAAAUAAAUCUGUACUGAGGGGAUCACUGGAAUUCAUUUUAUGGUUAAACGGGUCCCGGCAUGCAAAAGUUUUAGUCUCUCACUCUUGUACAAACCAGGAUUAGUCACAUGUCUUUCAGGUUAUAGUAAUUGAUAGUGUCCAGCAGCACUGUAACAUCACGAAAUUAUAAGAUCAAGAACCUCUGGUUUUAAUUCAUUAACCCCUAGGUUUCCCCAGAUCCCACUUUAUGAACCCAGGAUCUAGAUAACCAAGAAAUGUUUCUUAUUUCCUUGAAGAAAACAUUCUGUGAAUUUCACAGAAGUCCAUAAAUCCAUUGAAACCCCAUUAUAAACCAUGGCUUUACAUGGCUACCACUAGGUCACCACAAUGAGAGACCACAAGACUCCCAUUAGAAAACCAGGAGGGCAAUGGUCAGCCAGUGGUCAACUGUUAAACCAUUAGGAGCUUUAUAUAGGGUUAUAUCCCAAGUUAAUGCAUAGCCAGACUGUUUACAAUGGGGUGGCCAGGUUAUACCCAGUGACUUUAUUGGGGUCAGGCUAGUACUAAUCUGCAUCCGUACAAAAUGACAUAAUGUGGCUACUCCUCAAUGUGUAUGGCCUGAGUAUAAUCCCCAUCGGACAAAAAGGCACAACAUUUGUUUGUCGUCUAGCAAGCUACAAAAAAAAGUCACAGCUAACAUAACAUUAGGCUACAUCUAAUAAAGUAUGCUAGCUCUAGGAAUUCAAUAGCACUAGCUAAAUGUAGCUAAUAACGAACUGAAGAAAUCUAAUAUUAUGCCUCCAAAUAAUGUGGCCAGGGAAUAGUUCGCAUCUGGGAUCAGUAGCUACACUAGGUUGUUCCUAAACAUCAUUAAACCAUUGGAGAAUGUUGAAAUGAACAUUUACAUUUCACAGAGAUGUAGCUGGCGUUCCAUUAUUAUUCAAACUAACCUAUCACAGAGAGAUUUAGAAGUUCAGGUUCAUGUCACAUGACACAUCAUGGGCAAUUUAGUAUAGCCAGUCCACCUACCUGUAUGUUUCCUGACAGUGGGAGGAAAUUGGAGAACUCGGAGGAAACCCAUAGACUGUAACCCAAGCUCAGGAUCGAGCUCAGCUCUGAGGGGCUGUGCCAAUGUGCUGCCAUUAAUAAUAAUAAUAAUAAUAAUAAUAAUAAUAAUAAUAGGAAGAAGAAGAAGAAGAAGAAUGUCUUACUGGGGUGGCCAUGCUUCAUGCUAGGGUGGUCUUGGCUUCCUCUUAGCUACACCCAUGUACUUGCCAUUGAUCUCUGAUUAUUUUUUUAUUUAUUUAUUUAUUUUUUUGUACUUUAAUGGUUGCCAGAGUGUUGAUGGCGAGUGUGCUUCCGAAAUGUGAUCGUGAUGCAGCAUCAGCAGCUUCUCGCAGCUCGUCCUCUUUCGUUUCCCAUGAUGCCACGCGGCUUAGGUGUCUGUUCGCGGUGCUGAAGCUGCGCGUGCCGGGGUGAGUGUGUGAGUGAGUGAGAGAGAGAGAGAGAGAGAGAGACGGGGAAAAGGCUGAGCUCAGUAGUCGCGCGAGGCAUCCGUGCAUCCCUCCUCCUCCUCCUCAGCAUCAUAACGAGAAAACAGUCCAGGAGAAUAACACGAUUAAAAGAAAAAAUAAACAUAAUCUCCUAUUUGUCUUUUCUCUGUUGCUUUUUUUUCGGUUUUGGUGGACGUGCCCUGUUUUCACUGGCAAGGAUUUUUGGCUUUUUUUGGUGCGAGGUCGGCGUUAUCAGCGCACCGCGUCCUUUAUGCACAGCACGCUGCUCCAGCCUGUAAAGCGGAGCCAGGCCGCGGGUGGAGACGGAGGCGGCGGCGGCGGCGGAGGAGGAGGUGGUGGUGGUGGAGGAGGAGGCGGAGGACCCGGAGCACGAAGCGCGGAGAUGGAGGCCAAAAUCCAAAAGGCGAUCGACUUCAAACUGGAGGGUCACCGCUGCUACAAGGAGAAGAAAUUCCGCGAAGCCAUCGGCAAGUACCACCGCGCGCUGCUGCAGCUGAAAGGCGUGCAGGUGGCGGCGGGCGGCGGCGGCGGCGGCGGAGACGUGGAGCUGCUGAACCGAGCCACCGCCGAGCAGCUCUCCGAGGAGCAGCGACGCGCCGUCAGGAGCACCGAGAUCGAGUGUUACGACAGUCUGACAGCAUGUUUGCUUCAAUCGGAGCUGGUGAAUUAUGAGAGAGUGAAGGAGUAUUGUUUGAAAGUCCUUGGUCAUCAGCAGGACCAUUUCAAAGCCAUGUACCGCGCCGGCAUCGCCUUCUACCAUCUGGGAGACUAUGAUUGCGCCCUGCGCUACCUCCGCGAUGCCAAGAGCCGUGAACCCACAGACACAAAUGUGCUGCGAUACAUCCAGCUGACGGAGAUGAAGAUGAGUAAGAGCGGUCAGCAAGUGCGGGAAAGCAACAAAGAGGCUCUGGGUUAAUCUCUGCCCAUUCCUCUGUUUAUUUGGCCAUCCUCUCCACAAAUCUCUCCCUCCUUUUCCCUCUACAGCCCUCAUACUAUGGACUACCAGGACCCCUGUACUGUGCCCUUUAGUGAAGAUGGACUGCUUUUGGCACAGAAGCCCCUCGAUUCACCCUCCCGCUCUGAAUCCUCUCUGUCCCUUUAAAACCAAACCGCCCCGGUGCUUUCAGUUUCCCAGGUACUGACUGACAAAACGAUAUGGAAAAAAAAGCGACAAAGCAACAAGAACCACUGAAAGUCUGUAGGAAAAUUCACACGGACUUGAUAAAGGACAUUAUAUAUUAUUGGGGAGGUGGACGAGCAGUGAAGUGUAGCUAUAGAGAGGUGGAGGUGUAUUACUGUGUGGCCACCAUCUUUAACUAUAAAAGAGCACACAUAUCAAAGCCACAGUGCUGCGCCACAACAAAUGCUAAGUAGGGCCUAGGAUUAAGCAGAUGACCUUUGAACUCAAGCGCACUCCAUCGCACACCUCCUUCUUCCUGGCUGAAGGGAACAGGAGAGAAAAUGCAAUUCCGUCUCGCCGGAUACUACUGAUCUCUUUGCCUGCGUUUUCAUUUAUUCCUGGUUGUAAUUAUUUUUUCCUUCUCUCUCUCUCUCUCUUUCUCAAAUUUGGCUGUAUUUAAUCUUUUUUGAACUGUUUCAAUUCAAGGGCUAAUUCUAAGGUUUGUAAUUCGUCCUUUGAUUUCGAGCACGUUUUCUUUCCGUUCGCUGCUCGUUGUACAAUAGUAGCAUUUGUUUAAGCAAGUUUGUGAUGUUUUUGUCUUUCUCCAAGGAACAAAAAAGCAAACGCUGCCCUGAAGUUAACAACUGUUUCGUGAACCCGUGUCAUUGAUCUCCUUUUACUCCCGGCAGAAUGUCAGACCCCGCCCCUCUCGGAGAUUGACCAUUGACAGUAUUUCUGAACGUGGCGAAUUCUGCAGGGUUUUAUAGAGUUAAAUAUUAUAGUGCAGCCUUGCUCAUAUGCUUUAUGCUUUACGUAGUCACAUCUGUAUUACUGUGUGCCAUGUGAUAUCAAGUGCCACUAUUAAUGAUGUUUUUAUCAGCCUUGCAAAUCAACUUUUAGUCCUCUUUUAUACAUUCCUCUAAAUUUUUGUCCCCAUCUCCGUGUCACAAAUUGAGCAAAAGAAAGCAACCAGAUUGACAAAUUUUCAUUUUAAUGAUCUCACUGGCUCUCAGUGGCUGUAGCAAGGAAUUGGGUUUAAUUUUGUACAGAUUCGAACAUUUAAAUCACCAUCAAUGUCCACCGACCCAAAUUUACAGCAUGUCCCAAACUGGAAGCAUCCAUAAUUAAUGUUGAUCUCCAUUUUUCUGCUCUGCUAAAGAACCCGUCUGCUGUUAAAUCACAGGUAGCCAUAUAAUCUAUGUCUAAAUAAGAACUUCUUAGUGCAAUCACUCUUAGCUUCCAGUUUGCAUUAGCAACCACAACUAGUCGGCUGAGACAUUUCUGCCUGACCUGAUACGAGAGAGAUAAUGGUGUCAGUGUGACUCUGGGGGACGCCGAGCAUGGAUUCAGACGAGGAGAGACUCUGAUGAGAUGUAGAACACCGAGAGGGGAGACUCUGAGCCACUGUGCUCACCGUGUUGGUGAGAUAUAAGGGUAGGACGUGAUCAGAAUUAUUGCUUUCAACUUUUUGAGGCACAGAGUGACCUGAGAAACAAAAUGCUCGCUUGCUUUCUUCACGGCUCCUUGAUUCCCCAGCUUUUCUAGAUCUUUCUGUAUCAUGUUUGUCGCCCUGACUUUUGGAUUUUUAUGCCUUUUUAUUUUUUUUUUUUUUGGUUGAUUAUUGAAUUUUUUUAUGUAAAGGGCAAAGACGAUAGCGAUGCAUCAGUGGAGUCUGGGUCAUUAGCUCUGUUAAACGUGUCUCUUAUGUCCCCGUGUGCUGGCUGUCUUUGGUCAAAUGGUUACGACACAGGAUUGUGUGAUUGUUGUCGCCCGACAGCAACAGAAGCACAAACUAAGAGGUUGGAUGGACAAAAGUGAAGCGGUUAGCCGUGCUCGUUUUCUUUGAUGUCACUUGAGGUAGGUGUUCGUUGAAUGUUCAAAUAGAUACGUGUGGUUUUGAAACAGAUGUACAACAAAAAAAAAACAAUGGUUGUGGAGAGCUUUACUUUAUGGAAUUGUUUUAUCAAUAUAUGAGAAAGAAAAUUAAAUGAGAUUAUGAAAAAAAUAUAUAUAUUUAAAGAUCAAAAAGGGGCAACUUUGUAUCUGUGUAUAUGUUAAAAAUUUCUCUUCUGUUUAUUGCCUUUUUCUGUGAUGUCAAAACUUCGGUCUUGUCUAAAUCGCAGUCCAAGGGUUUGGGGGUAUGACCUUUGACCUCCCAAGUGGGAUCCUAAGAGUGAGAAGUGUAUAAUUAUGAUAAUAAUAAUGAAGAAGGAAGUAGUUGAAGGGGUGAGGGUACCCUGCAGACCUGAACACAAAGGAACAACUCGCUGGUUUCUUUUUUCAUUCAUUCGUCUGUUCUGGAGAGAGCGACUCGGACCUUCUGGUUGUUAUGGUUCUUAUCCCACUGUCUUGCUGGUCCACGUUUUGCCCCUCAGCGAGAGUGUCUCAUCGGAAGAUCUGAGAACUGGUUACAUUUACCUGCAAGCCCAGGAAUGCACUAUUGAUAUGUAUUUGAAGACAAAUAAACUUUAGAAAAAUAGAAAGAGCGUCUUGUCUGGUUUUUGCCUCGUU